AUGGACCCUAUACAGUCUCCCAAGAGUACGCCCAAACUGGCAUCUUCGGCUUUUCCAGCACAAUUUCCACCCUCACCUCCAGACAGCAGCUCGAAUACUAGAGCGCCAAGCUCUGAUGCCGGAUCCGUGGUUUCAAGCCACCCAGAUGAUUUGGACAAAGAUACAACCAGGGUAUCAAGGGCCUAUCCCCUGCCUCCGGCCUCCCGUAACGACAACCAAGUUCUGCCACAGGACCUGAAAACACCAGACAACCAUGUCGAGCGCGAUCCACGGUUGAUUCGACUGACUGGAGUCCAUCCUUUCAACGUAGAAGCUCCUCUUAGCGACCUAUUCAAUGAUGGUUUCCUCACUUCCAAUGAUCUCCACUAUGUACGAAACCAUGGCGCCGUGCCCAAGGUCGAAGACUCCGAGGUUAUGGACUGGGACUUCACCGUCGAGGGCAUGGUGGAACACCCAAUCAAGCUCAACCUGGCCGAGCUCAUUAGCGAAUAUGAACAAGUCACAUACCCAGUCACACUCGUUUGUGCUGGAAACAGAAGGAAAGAGCAGAACGUUGUCAGAAAAACAAAAGGAUUUUCCUGGGGAGCAGCGGGCGUGUCGACAGCCCUGUGGACGGGUACCGUCAUUGGCGAUGUACUUAAGAAAGCAAUGCCCAGCCGAAGGGCAAGAUAUGUAUGCUUUGAAGGCGCAGACAAAUUGCCCAAUGGGUACUACGGUACCUCGGUCAAGUUGAACUGGUGCAUGGACCCGAAUCGAGGCAUCAUGCUGGCGCACCGCAUGAAUGGCGAAGCUCUACACCCCGACCACGGAAAACCUUUGCGCAUCAUCAUACCAGGGCAGAUUGGCGGCCGCAGCGUCAAAUGGCUCAAGAGAAUCAUUGUUACCGACCAGCCAAGUGACAAUUGGUAUCACAUUUACGACAAUAGAGUUCUGCCUACAAUGGUGGACCCGGAGCAGAGCGCAAAUCUGCCAGAUACAUGGAAAGACGAGAGAUAUGCCAUUUACGAUUUGAAUACCAACAGCGCAACAUGCUCUCCAGCACACGAAGAACGAAUAUCACCGUCGAGCGUGCAGGAAACCUAUACCGUACGCGGCUACGCAUAUGCUGGCGGAGGAAAACGCGUCACGAGAGUCGAGAUUACUCUGGACAAGGGCAAAACUUGGAUACUAGCAAAUAUUUCAUACCCUGAAGACGAAUAUCGCUUAGCGGACGACGAAGAGCGGCUUUACGGAGGACGGCUAGACAUGUCAUGGAGGGAGACUUGCUUCUGCUGGUGCUUUUGGGACUUGGAGGUUUCCAUUGCAUCUCUGCAAGACGCCGACGACAUCAUGGUGCGGGCCAUGGACGAAUCCAUGAUGGUUCAGCCUCGAGACAUGUACUGGAGCGUGCUAGGCAUGAUGAACAACCCUUGGUUCCGUGUCGUGAUUCACAAAGAAGCGCACGGUUUGCGCUUUGAACAUCCUACACAACCCGCCUUGAUGCCAGGAGGUUGGAUGGAGCGUGUCAAGAAAGCAGGUGGCAACUUGUCCAAUGGCAACUGGGGCGAGAAAGCGGCUGGCGAGGAAGAAGUUGUUGUUGUGGAGGAGCCAGUAAAAGAGAUUUGCAUGACCAAAAAGGACGUUAGCAGGAGCAUCACGAUUGAUGAGCUGCGCAAGCACGACGGCGAGGUGGAACCAUGGUUUGUUGUCAAUGGAGAGGUAUACGACGGAACAAAGUUCCUUGAGGGUCACCCCGGCGGUGCGGCUUCUAUCUUCGGUGCAGCAGGCCAGGAUGCCACCGAAGAGUUUCUCGCCAUUCACAGCGAAAACGCCAAAGCCAUGAUGCCCGACUACCAUAUAGGGACACUUGACCAGGCUUCGCGAGAAGCUCUUGCCAAGGGCGACACCGUCAUUGACGAAAACGCUGCACCACGUGACAUCUUCCUGCAGUCCAAAACCUGGACUCGUGCCAUUUUGUCUGCCAAGAAGAAAGUGUCACCAGACACCAAGAUCUUUACUUUUGACCUCGAACAUGCAUCCCAGACGGUUGGACUGCCCAUCGGUCAGCACCUACUAAUGCGGCUGAGGGAUCCAGUAACGCGUGAAGCCAUCAUCAGAGCCUACACGCCGAUAUCAGAAAACAGCGAGGUUGGAAAGCUCCACGUUUUGAUCAAGGUGUACUAUGACACACCUGAGCGGAAGGGUGGCAAGAUGACGCAGGCCCUCGACGCCAUUCCCGUGGGGCACUUUGUAGACUUCAAGGGACCAACUGGCAAGUUCGAAUAUCUCGGUCGAGGAGUAUGCACAAUCUCAGGGAAGCAACGCAAUAUCAAGCGCUUCAUCAUGAUCUGCGGCGGCUCGGGCAUUACGCCCAUCUUUCAAGUCUUGAGAGCCGUCAUGAAGGACCCCGAAGACUCGACUCAGUGUCUGGUUAUGAACGGCAAUAGGAUUGAAGAGGACAUACUCUGUCGGGAAGAGAUAGACGCCAUGGUACUCGGGAACGAGCACAAAUGCCGCUUGCUCUACAGUCUGUCCAAACCCGGACCUGAUUGGACAGGGUUAAAGGGUCGGAUGAGCAAGGAGCUCUUUGAGGCCGAGGCUGGGUCGCCAACAAGUUCUCAGGGCGAGCAACUGGUGCUCGUUUGCGGGCCAGAAGCAUUGGAAAAGAGCGUGCAUUCGACAUUCACAGCAAUGGGCUGGAGAGACGAGGAUUUGCUUUUCUUCUAG
Messenger RNA from Pestalotiopsis fici W106-1, 2706 nucleotides. Its product is annotated as Nitrate reductase [NADPH]. Lineage: Eukaryota; Fungi; Ascomycota; Sordariomycetes; Amphisphaeriales; Sporocadaceae. Gene Ontology annotation, molecular function: molybdopterin cofactor binding; nitrate reductase (NADPH) activity; heme binding. The record is from RefSeq and is a predicted model, not a curated record. The transcript is spliced from 2 exons. The coding region runs from base 1 to 2706 and encodes 901 amino acids. Gene Ontology annotation, biological process: nitrate assimilation; nitric oxide biosynthetic process.